Messenger RNA from Geosmithia morbida, 1482 nucleotides. Its product is annotated as Divalent metal cation (Fe/Co/Zn/Cd) transporter. Bases 1 to 1482 code for a protein of 493 amino acids. The transcript has a single exon. Gene Ontology annotation, cellular component: membrane. Lineage: Eukaryota; Fungi; Ascomycota; Sordariomycetes; Hypocreales; Bionectriaceae. Gene Ontology annotation, molecular function: monoatomic cation transmembrane transporter activity. The record is from RefSeq and is a predicted model, not a curated record. Gene Ontology annotation, biological process: transmembrane transport; monoatomic cation transport.
AUGACUCCGGACAGUUCCAACACCAUAACACACCAUCCAAACGUGUACAAUCUACAGCACAUGGAUCGAGGAGGUCGCGACAGCUCAACACACUCGCCAAUGGCCUUCACCUCUCACAGCACCAGCGUCGAGCACCAUCACGUCGGGAAUCUCCACGUCGGCGAGCACCAGCAGCAGCAAGAUGCCGGCAUCCCCAUAGCAAGGCAUCACUCCAACCCGGAGGCCACCGACGUGGAGAGCCAGGUGACGGCGGGACGACAGUCUCGUUUCCCCCACGUCAGCCUGGAGAAUGAUCCCUAUGGUCUAUCGUUAGCAUACAAGACGGAAUCGGAUAUUGCGCAGCUGAAGGCCAAUACCUCGCGCAAGAGGGAUGCCCUACCUUCACUCCUGUCGUCGUCAUCACACAGGCAGCAGGGGCAGCAGGGGCAGCAGGGGCAGCAGCAGCAGACAUCGGGGAAGAAGGGGGAGGCUGGGCCGAUGGUGUCGCGACGCCAGAUCCAGGGCUUCUACGAGAACCAAAACGCGAUGAUUGAACGGAUGCUCAAGACGGUGGAGGAGCACCGCGCCGACGCGGCUCAGGAGGCGGGCGACGACCAGAUGAAGGUGCGGAUCGCGGUGUGGGGGUCGCUGGCGGCCAACGUCUUCCUGACGGCGCUGCAGCUGUACGCGGCCAUCUCGUCCGGGUCUCUGUCGCUGUUCACGACCAUGGCGGACGCGAUAUUCGACCCGCUGAGCAACGUGACGCUGAUCCUGUCGAACCGGGCGAUCGCGCGGGUGGACCCGCGUCGGUUCCCGGCGGGCAAGGCGCGGCUGGAGACGGUGGGCAACAUCGUCUUCUGCUUCCUGAUGACGGCCGUGUCGCUCAUCAUCAUCGCCUUUGCGGCGCAGGAGCUGGCCGAGUCGGACGAGGCCAAGGACUUCCACCUCCCGUCCGUCAUCGCCGUGUGCGUCGCCUUCGGCACCAAGCUGGCCCUCUUCCUGUACUGCUGGGCCAUCAAGGACAGGUACAGCCACGUCAACAUCCUGUGGCAGGACCACCGCAACGACCUCUUCAUCAACGGCUUCGGCGUCCUCACCUCGGUGGGCGGCGCCAAGCUCGUCUGGUGGAUCGACCCCAUGGGAGCCAUCCUGCUGUCCGUCCUCAUCUCCGCCAUCUGGCUGCGCACCGCCUUCGGCGAGUUCCUCCUGCUCGUCGGCGUCGCCGCCCCGGUCGAGAACCAGCAGCUCAUCACCUACGUAUGCCUGACCCACUCCGACGCUAUACUGGGCAUCGACACCGUGCGCGUCUAUCACUCCGGGCCUCGGCUCAUUGCCGAGGUGGACAUUGUCAUGGACCCCGAGGGUUCGCUCAUCGAGGCCCACGACGUCGCCGAGGCCCUGCAGUUCAAGCUGGAGAGUCUGCCGGAUAUAGAGCGAGCCUAUGUCCAUAUCGAUUACGAGACUACGCAUAAGCCUGAGCAUGCUUUCAAGAAGGAUAUGUAG